Molecule: messenger RNA, 2595 nt
Organism: Neopelma chrysocephalum (saffron-crested tyrant-manakin)
Lineage: Eukaryota; Metazoa; Chordata; Aves; Passeriformes; Pipridae
Product: multidrug resistance protein 1-like
Exons: 19
Coding region: 217-2595 (792 amino acids)
Biological process (GO): transmembrane transport
Cellular component (GO): membrane
Molecular function (GO): ABC-type transporter activity; ATP binding; ATP hydrolysis activity
Source: RefSeq, a predicted model, not a curated record
AAAUUGAUAAAGGGGACUUCUGCGAGAUGGGUCAUGUUUUCCUGGAUUAGACUUAGAAGAUUGGAAAAGAAGCAAAAGAGUAAAACAAUCCUUUGGUGUUAUUUGGUUUCUUUCUCAUCCUUUCAUAAGGAUGAAUGGAUUCAUCCUUAAGUGUAACAGUUACUUGGAGCAUUCAGCAACACCUCUAAUAAGGGAGCUAUUCUCAAUAAAUUUAAAAUGAAUUCUGAAGAUGAAAAGAACAACUAUACUGCAGAUGGAAAUAGUCAUGAUGUAGCCAGCCAGGGUCAUGGAUCUGAAGACAAACACAAGAAAAACAAGAAGCAGAAGAAAGGGGAAAAACCUAAGGUGGUCAGCCCGUUUGCUCUGUUUCGAUACUCCACUUGCUCAGAUAAAUUGUUAUUGAUACUGGGCACCAUUCUGGCAGUAGCCCAUGGAAGCGCUCUCCCUAUUUCAAUGAUAAUUUUUGGUGAUAUGACUGACAGCUUUGUUGCUUCUGGAGACUUAAAUUCUACAGGAUCGAAUUCUUCUCAAAUGAAUUUCACUUCAGACAUGCUUGAGAAGCUGGAAGAAGAUAUGACAAGAUAUGCAUACUACUAUUGUGGAAUAGCAGCUGGUGUUCUUCUUGCUGCUUAUUUACAAACUGCAUUCUGGACACUAACAGCAGGUCGGCAAAUAAAAAAAAUUAGAGAAAAAUUUUUUCAUGCAAUUAUGAGACAGGAAAUUGGAUGGUUUGAUGUAAAUGAUGUGGGAGAACUUAACACUCGUCUUCUAGAUGAUGUCUCCAAGAUUAAUGAAGGAAUAGGCGACAAGGUUGGACUUCUCGUUCAACAACUAACGACUUUUGUAGCAGGAUUUAUUGUUGGUCUCAUAAGAGGAUGGAAAUUAACCCUUGUAAUACUAGCAGUUAGUCCUGUCCUGGGACUUUCAGCAGCCCUCUGGGCAAAGGUUCUCUCUGCUUUCACUGACAAAGAACAAGCGGCAUAUGCAAAAGCAGGUGCUGUUGCAGAGGAAGUUCUGGCAGCAAUCCGUACUGUAAUAGCUUUUGGAGGACAGGAAAAAGAAAUUAAAAGAUACCAUAAAAAUUUAGAAGAUGCUAAAAGGAUUGGAAUAAGAAAGGCUAUUAUAGCUAAUAUUUCUAUGGGUGCUGCUUAUUUACUGGUAUAUGCAUCAUAUGCACUGGCCUUUUGGUAUGGAACUACUUUGAUCUUAACUGAUGAUUACACUAUUGGCAAAGUUCUGACGGUCUUUUUCUCUGUAUUGAUGGGAGCUUUCAGUAUUGGACACACUGCUCCAAGCAUAGAGGCAUUUGCUAGUGCAAGAGGAGCUGCCUAUGUGAUCUUUAAUAUAAUAGACAAUGAACCUCAAAUUGACAGCUACUCAGAGGUGGGUUACAAACCGGACUACAUUAAAGGAAACUUGGAAUUCAAAAAUGUUUACUUCAAUUAUCCAUCCAGACCAGAUGUUGAGAUACUGAAGGGCUUGAAUCUCAAGAUUAGUUCUGGCCAGACAGUGGCCCUGGUUGGCAGCAGUGGCUGUGGGAAAAGUACAACUGUUCAGCUCAUCCAGAGAUUUUAUGAUCCCAAGGAAGGCACGGUUACCAUUGAUGGGCAGGAUAUUAAGACCUUGAAUGUAAGAUAUCUGCGGGAGAUUAUCGGUGUGGUGAAUCAGGAGCCCGUGCUCUUUGCUACCACUAUUGCAGAAAAUAUUCGUUAUGGCCGUGAGGACGUCACCAUGGAAGAGAUUGAAAAAGCUACCAAGGAAGCCAAUGCUUAUGACUUCAUCAUGAAGCUGCCCAAGAAGUUUGAAACCGUGGUUGGAGAAAGAGGGGCACAGCUGAGUGGAGGCCAGAAACAAAGAAUAGCAAUUGCCCGAGCUCUGGUUCGCAAUCCUAAAAUUCUUCUGCUUGAUGAGGCAACAUCGGCUUUGGAUACUGAGAGUGAAUCAGUUGUGCAGGCAGCACUGGACAAGGCAAGGGAAGGACGCACCACGGUUGUAGUGGCUCAUCGGCUGUCAACAGUCCGAAAUGCAGAUCAUAUAGCUGUGUUUGAAGGUGGAGUUGUCGCAGAGCAAGGAAAUCAUGUUAAACUGCUUGAGAGGAAGGGAAUCUACUACAAACUUGUUAACAUGCAGGCAAUAGAAGGUGAAGUUCCCUCGUCAGAAAAAGAUGAGAAUGCACUUAGUGUCCAAAACCGUGAAUCUGAACCAGAAUCUGAAGAAUCCCUAACAAGAGGAUUGAGAAGACGAUCAACUCGGAGAAGCAUGAAAAAGCCAGGAGAGCAAGAUGAUGGUCCUGAUGAGAAAAAAAGUUCACCUGAGGAAGAAUUACCUCCAGCUUCAUUUAUGAAAAUUAUGAAGUUGAACAAAACUGAAUGGCCAUACUUUGUAGCUGGAACCUUAUGUGCAGUUAUCAAUGGAGCUUUACAACCUGGAUUUGCGAUCAUAUUUUCUGAAAUUAUAGGGGUUUUUUCAGAAACGGACAAGGACGUUUUAAGACAACAGAGCAACUUAUAUUCACUGCUGUUUUUAGUACUUGGGAUACUUUACUUUUUUACUUUCUCUUUUCAGGUAUGUUUUAUUAUUUUUACUUUAUUAUAA